This is a messenger RNA of Penicillium cosmopolitanum, 1497 nucleotides long. Its product is annotated as NAD-dependent succinate-semialdehyde dehydrogenase. Gene Ontology annotation, molecular function: succinate-semialdehyde dehydrogenase (NAD+) activity. NCBI's taxonomy places the organism in Eukaryota, Fungi, Ascomycota, Eurotiomycetes, Eurotiales, Aspergillaceae. Gene Ontology annotation, biological process: GABA catabolic process. The transcript is spliced from 4 exons. The coding region runs from base 1 to 1497 and encodes 498 amino acids. The record is from RefSeq and is a predicted model, not a curated record.
AUGGGACACAGCAAGCCUGAUCUCAAAGACAAGUCGCUCUUCAUUGAGAAGUCAUACAUCAAUGGCGAGUGGGUUGGCGCUCAGUCGGGCGAGACCUUUGAAGUUCACGACCCCGCCACUGGCAAACUGAUCGGAACAUGCCCCGAGCUCGGCACCGCCGACGUCGAAAAGGCCAUCCAAGCCGCCUCCGAAGCCUUCCCCAAAUUCCGCACAACCCUCGCCCGCGAGCGCGCGCGCAUGCUGCGCCGCUGGUAUCAGCUGAUGGUGGAUAAUGCCGAUGACCUGGCCAAGCUCAUCACCUGGGAGAAUGGUAAGCCGUUGGCCGACGCCAAGGGCGAGGUGAACUACGCCGCCAGCUUCUUCGAGUGGUUCAGUGAGGAAGCUCCCCGCACAUACGGCGAUGUUAUCCCAGCUACCGUCCCCGGCAACCGAGUUAUGACCCUGAAGCAACCAGUCGGUGUGUGCGGUCUCAUUACACCAUGGAAUUUCCCCGCCGCCAUGAUCACUCGUAAAAUCGGACCCGCCCUCGCCGCCGGCUGUACCGUUGUCGCCAAGUCCCCCUGCGAGACCCCAUACACUGCCAACGCCCUUGCCGAGCUGGCUCACCGUGCCGGUAUCCCCAAGGGUGUGGUCAACAUUGUCACCGCAUCGAAGAACACUCCCGCUGUCGGCGAGCUGAUCACCACACACCCGGACGUACGGAAGGUUUCCUUCACCGGCUCGACAAACGUUGGCCGCUUGUUGAUGAAGCAGGCUUCGUCGACCAUUAAGAAGGUUUCUUGGGAAUUGGGCGGCAACGCGCCGUUCAUUGUCUUCGAUGAUGUUGAGGACCUUGAUGCUGCCGUAAACGGCGCCAUCGCUUCCAAGUUCCGCAGCUCAGGCCAAACCUGCGUCUGCGCUAACCGGAUCUAUGUGCAGAAGGGCGUGUACGAUGAGUUCUCCAAGCGCUUCGCUGCCAAGGUUAAGGACUUCAAGCUCGGAGCCGGCUUCGAGGAUGGUAUUACCCACGGUCCUGUGAUCCACGAGCGUGCCGCUGAGAAGGUGCACGAGCAUGUCCAGGACGCUACCUCCAAGGGUGCCAAGGUGCUUAUUGGCGGACAGAAGGCUUCUGCCCUGGGCCCUAACUUCUAUGAGCCCACUGUUCUGUCCGGUAUGACCAAGGACAUGCUGAUCGCGUCUGAGGAGACUUUCGGCCCUGUUGCGGGUCUCUUCCCCUUCGAGACCGAGAAGGAGGUUGUGGAUCUGGCUAACAAGGCCGAGGUUGGUCUUGCGGGCUACUUCUUCAGCGGUAAUGUUCGCCGUAUCUUCCGCGUUGCUGAGGCACUUGAGGUUGGCAUGGUUGGUGCCAACACUGGUUUGAUCAGUGAUGUUGCUUCUCCCUUCGGUGGUGUCAAGCAGAGUGGUUUCGGCCGUGAGGGCAGCAAGUAUGGCAUUGAUGAGUUCAUGGUUAUCAAGAGCGUCACUUUCGGCGGUAUGGGGGAGCCUCUGCAGGCAUAA